Prinia subflava (tawny-flanked prinia) is the source of this 2145-nucleotide messenger RNA. It is a transcript of the gene SYNGR1, whose product is annotated as synaptogyrin 1. The coding region runs from base 199 to 900 and encodes 233 amino acids. Lineage: Eukaryota; Metazoa; Chordata; Aves; Passeriformes; Cisticolidae. The record is from RefSeq and is a predicted model, not a curated record. Gene Ontology annotation, cellular component: synaptic vesicle membrane; neuromuscular junction. The transcript has 4 exons.
CAGCGGGGCGAGGGGGAAGGAGUGCGUGCGCGCUCCCGGCGCGGCGCGUCCCCGUGGGCGGGCGCGUGCGGCUCGUCGCCGCCGGGCUGCCAGGCACGGCUCGGCUCGGCGCGGCUCGGCGCAGCCCGGCUCGGCUCGGCGCAGCCCGACACCGCCCGCCGAGCCCCCCACCUGCCUCCCUCCCACCUCCGCGCCGCCAUGGACGGGGGAGCCUUCGGAGCGGGGAAAGCCGGUGGCGCCUUCGACCCGCAGGCCUUCAUCCGGCAGCCGCAGACCAUCCUGCGGUUCGUCUCCUGGGUGUUCUCUAUCGUGGUGUUCGGCUCCAUUGUCAAUGAAGGGUAUGUGAACCGUAUGGAUGAGUUAGAAGAGCACUGCAUUUUCAACCGCAAUCACAAUGCCUGCAACUAUGGCAUUACCGUGGGUGUCCUCGCCUUCCUCAGCUGCCUUCUUUACCUGGCUCUGGAUGCCUACUUCCCACAGAUCAGCAGCGUCAAGGAUCGCAAGAAGGCAGUGCUGUCGGACAUCGGAGUCUCGGCCUUUUGGGCAUUCCUCUGGUUCGUUGGCUUCUGCUUUCUGACCAACCAGUGGCAAGCUUCGAAACCAGAGGACAACCCACUGAAUGAGGGAGGGGAUGCAGCCCGAGCAGCCAUCACGUUCUCGUUCUUCUCCAUCUUUACCUGGGUGGGCCAGGCAUUCCUGGCAUAUCAGCGUUUCCAGCUGGGUGCCGAUUCGGCCCUCUUCUCCCAGGACUACAUGGACCCAAGCCAGGACUCCAGCAUGCCUUAUGCUCCCUACACGAAUGAGGAGGAUGCUACAGAUGCGGUGGGGACAUACCAGCAGCCCCCUCCAGCAGAUGCUUUCGACACCGAGACACAGGGGUACCAAACGCAGAACUACUGAGCCACCAAUGCCCCUUUCCCUUCCCCUUUCCCUUCUGCCCCCAUUCCCACUGCCGGCAGAAAGCCAAGGCACAAACAAGACGUGCGUAGUGGUACAAGUGGUGGCUCUCAGCUAUGCUCCAGCCUUCUGGGUCAUCUGUUUUUAUUUGUUGUUUUUAAAAAAGGCAAAAAAAAAAAGGAAAAACGGUUCCCCAUCACCUAUUCCUUCUCCUCUCCUACCAAGCUACCUGCCAGAACCAAAUUUUUCCAAAAUCUGCAUUUUGAUAGAAAGGCCCUCCCCUUCCUUCUCUCCCUCCUGCCUUGUUACAGAGGGCAGAGUCUGUCUUGUGGACAGGAGAGGAGCUAUGGCACCGACAGGGCAGGGGAAAGGAUGUUGGAGGCAGAAGAGAAGAAAUGAGAGGGACCAGGGACCUUCCUAGAAGAGAUGGUAUCACUAAAGGUUGGAGUAGAUGUGGGAGCAUCCAAACUGGUCUAGAGCACCUGGUGGCUCAGGGAGAAUGGUGUUGAAGUCAGCAUUCAAGAGUUUGAGGAGGGGUGUGGAGGACAGACGGAACAGUGCCCUCCAUGUAAAGACGAGGGCUUUUCCCUGCCACAUGCCAGUGAGGGAGGGGUGCCUUAUUUUUAGAGGGUUUGGGAGAAGUGGUAUUGGUGGGGGUAGCACAAGAAGAGAAAAUAGGAAGGGAAAAAGAUUUGCAGGUACAAUCAAAAAUCACGGGCACAUCUGUAGGUUACAGCAAGAGACUGAGCAGGGCAGGGGGGUAGAGGUCUGAGAUUCACUUCUUCCUCAGCCCCCUUGGAUUGAGGUGGAGGUGAUUCCCCUUGUCUGUAUGUCCUGCUAGUCACUGCUCUUCCCAGACCAGUGUUUGAUGAGGCAGGAGGGGAGCCAUGCCCAGUCUCUGGGCCCAGAUACAGUGCCUGGGGGAGGAAGGAUGGAGAAGGUGGGCUUCUAGAGAGCCCUGAGAGCCUUCAACCCCAGCUGGGCUGGUUCGAGGGGGAGAGGGCAGCUUUGUCAUUUCACCAGGGAGGAGGAGAAGAAAGACAGUUUUGCUCCUCAAGUCUUGCUGAACCUUCCUCUGUUCCUUUACAAUAGUGCAAAACCUCUUGCUGACACCAUCCUUGUAGCACGCAGGAACGGAGCAGGACCCCACUUAGAAAGAAAUACUGCUGUUGGGAUGGCCAGCAUGUGUCUGGCUCUUGCACAGGGGUGCAGCCAGGCUGGGAAGGGUCCUGCCCUGUACAGCUGUGC